Messenger RNA from Euleptes europaea (tarantolino), 1751 nucleotides. It is a transcript of the gene CHKA, whose product is annotated as choline kinase alpha. The transcript has 12 exons. Gene Ontology annotation, cellular component: cytoplasm. Gene Ontology annotation, molecular function: choline kinase activity; ethanolamine kinase activity. Bases 1 to 1359 code for a protein of 452 amino acids. NCBI's taxonomy places the organism in Eukaryota, Metazoa, Chordata, Lepidosauria, Squamata, Sphaerodactylidae. Gene Ontology annotation, biological process: phosphatidylethanolamine biosynthetic process; CDP-choline pathway. The record is from RefSeq and is a predicted model, not a curated record.
AUGAAGACCAAGUUCUGUAACGGCGGCGAGGCCGACCCUUCCCCGCUGGGGAUCCUGCUGGGCUGCAGCCCGGGCCCCGUCCUGCCCGCCCUCGCCCAGCCGCCCUCCUCCGCGCCGUCGCUGCCGCCCUCCCUCGCCGAGGGGGAGGCCAAGGAGCUGGGGCUCCGGGGCCAGCCGCCCCUCGCCCUGCCGCCGCCGCCCGGCCCGCCCUCCCCGCCGCUCGAGGACCAGCCCGACCCCCGCACCCGCCGCAAGGCCUACCUGUGGUGCAAGGAGUUCCUGCCGGGGGCGUGGCGGGGGCUGCGGGAGGACCAGCUGCGCAUCACGCCCAUCAGAGGAGGCCUCAGCAACAUGUUAUUCCAGUGCUCAUUACCUGAUACCAUAGAAACUGUUGGUGAUGAACCACGCACAAUUCUUCUUCGUUUAUAUGGUGCAAUUCUGCAAAUGAGGACCUGUAAUAAAGGAGGCUCUGGACAGGCUCAGAAGGAAAAUGACUUACAGGGUGCAGAAGCUGUUGUACUUGAGAGUGUUAUGUUUGCCAUUCUUGCAGAGAGAUCUCUUGGACCAAAACUCUAUGGAAUCUUUCCACAAGGCCGAUUGGAGGAAUUUAUUCCUAGCAGGAAGCUGGACACCGAGGAACUAGGCUUGCCAGUUAUAUCAGCAGAAAUAGCAGAGAAAAUGGCUAGAUUUCAUGGCAUGAAAAUGCCAUUUAAUAAAGAACCCAAAUGGCUGUUUGGAACCAUGGAGAAGUACUUAAAUCAAGUGAUGAGAAUCAAGUUUACCAGGGAGUCACGUGUUAGAAAACUGAACAAGAUCCUGAGUUACAACCUGCCUCAAGAAAUAAAAAGCCUACGGUCCUUACUUGAAGGUACUCCGUCUCCAGUUGUGUUUUGCCAUAAUGAUUGCCAAGAAGGAAACAUCUUACUGCUUGAAGGUAGAGAGGAUUCUGAAAAGCAAAAACUAAUGCUUAUUGACUUUGAAUACAGCAGCUACAAUUAUAGGGGGUUUGACAUUGGGAAUCACUUCUGUGAAUGGAUGUAUGAUUACGUCUAUGAAAAAUACCCAUUCUUCAAGGCAAACUUCCUGAAGUAUCCCACAAAGAAGCAGCAGCUCCACUUCAUCUCCAGUUACCUGACUGCAUCUCAAAAUGGGUUUGAAAAUCUAAGCAAUGAAGACAAGUCCAAAAUAGAAGAUGAAAUGCUGAUCGAAGUCAACAGGUUUGCCCUUGCAUCUCAUUUCUUAUGGGGUCUGUGGUCCAUUAUACAAGCAAAGAUAUCAUCUAUUGAGUUUGGAUACAUGGACUAUGCACUGUCACGAUUUGAUGCCUACUUUGACCAGAAGAGGAAACUCAAAGUGUGAAGGCUGAAGACAGGACAAUCAGUGUUUGUACUGUAUGAGGAAGGCAGCUGGGCAGAAAUUCCACUGUGCUUAGGCUACUGUAGUUGUAAUGAAGGUUUUGCAAAUUCCAACUACUCGGAUGCAAUGCUGAAGACUGCACAAAAUGGCUAGGUUUACUUUUUUACAGUUUCAUAAGUCUCUGGAAUGAGAAAUGACAGCUGGAGUAUAAUAUAACAGUGCAAUAUGAAGCUUUUUAAUCUAGACGGUAUUAUGAGGGAAGCUUUCAGUUUUAAUGUGAACCAUCCCACACUUGAAGAGCAAACAGUGUUAACUGUGGGUACCUAUUUUUUAACAGAGGCAUUUUAUCGAAUACUGUUAAUGCAUUAUAUAUGCUACCAGUUAAUGGGGAAGCC